Molecule: messenger RNA, 1834 nt
Organism: Paramuricea clavata
Lineage: Eukaryota; Metazoa; Cnidaria; Anthozoa; Malacalcyonacea; Plexauridae
Source: the annotation of a GenBank genome assembly
AUGAAAGGAACUCUUGAAAAAGAUUUAAAGGAUGCCAGAUAUUAUUCAGUUUUAUGCGACGGCAGUACUGAUACAAGUGUGAAAUCGCAAGAACUAUUUUACGUCUUGUAUAUCCAGAAGGACGGUCGAGCUACCUGUAAGUUGAUGUCAGUUGAGACGGCUGACAACAAGGAUGCAGCAGGGCUGAAGCAAGCUAUGACCGAAGCUUUUGCUCGUUUUGGCAUCGUAAACUUUGAAUGUAAACUAGCAGCGACUGGCCUGGAUGGAGCAAGUGUUAAUAUGGGGAGAAAUACUGGUUUAGCAGCUCGUUUGAAAGAAAUUGCCCCCUGGCUCACUGCCGUCCACUGCUUCAAUCACCAUCUCGAAUUAGCUGCUGCCGAUGCGUUCAAUGUAACGUUUUUCGCUCAAUUAGAUGAAAUGUUGCGUCAACUAUUUUCGCUGUACCAAAAGUCGCCAAAGAAGCUCAGAGAACUGAAAAAACUUGCUGAAGCAUAUGGAGAACUGUGUAUAAGCCUGUCAAGGCAAGCGGCACGAGGUGGAUAGAUCACAAAGUGCACGCCACCAAAGUUUUCCUGGAGAACUAUGGCAUGUAUAUUCAGCAUCUUGAGCAGGUAAGAAUGGCAAAUUUUAUGAACUUUGCAUCAAACUUGCACCGCCAUGCCCGGUUUAUUUUUUUUAUAAUGUCUCGUAAAAACGGCAAAGGAUAAGAGUAGUACACGUUUUCAGGUUUUUUUUUUCAAGUUUUCUACUGAUGAAAGCCGCGAUAUAUAUAUAUUAAUACGUUCAAACUAACAUGUGUUUCUCAACCCUAUUUUAGUAACAUUGUUUUUCAGCGUUUCGAAAGGAAAUGACGAAUUCUCUUGCAAACAAUCUGAGGCUGACCAAUUGUAAUUUCGAAAGAAAUUGAGCAUUCAAGACGUUCACAUUGACAUUAACUAUUUAUAGAAAUAUAGAAUGUAUAGUAUUGCAUGUAUAUUGAAUUCAGAUAUGUUAUUUUUUGUUCUAUAUACUCUUGACUAUAUAUAGGCCGCAGCUACGUCACCAGAUAUCCAAAGCAGAAGAUAAAAGGUUUCUUGGCUAGAUGGAAAGAUGCUCAUUUCCCAAUGUUCGUUGCUAUCUUCGUCGACAUUAUUGGCCCUUUGCGUGUUUUGUCCCUUGGACUACAAGCUGAUGACAACGACCCAGUGAAAGCUUUGAGAAGAAUUAAAGAAUUUCACUGGACUAUGGUCAAGCUACAGCUAGCACUUUUGGCACGGCUACUUUUGAUGCAUUUAAGAAAGAUUGCAAAGCCGCGGAUGACAAUGAGGACCGGCUUUCGUAUCAAGAUGUAGUGCUCACGAAUUAUGCCCGUGCACUCAAUGGCGCUGCUGGACAAAGACAAGAGUGGAUGGAUGCGAUUGUCUUAUGUUUGAGCAAUCGCUUUAAAGAUCUUCAAGAGGCACCAGUUUAUAAACAUCUUUGUCCUAUUCUAGACACCCAAUCUUGGCCAGGUGAAGAAGUUAAUUUGAUCAGCUACGGAGACGAAUCGGUCACGCGACUUGUCGACCACUUCGCUCAGCUUCUGAAGCAAAACGGCUGUGAUGUGUCGCGUGAUACGAUGCUGGCAGAGUGGAGUGCGCUUAAGUUGUUGAUUUCAGAGACGUAUGGCAAAGCUAUUCCAUACUUGGAUGUUUGGGCUGCCAUACUCUCUUCACCAGCUGGUAAAGAACAGUUUUCAAACAUUCUAAACAUUGUGGAACUGCUGUUGAUUACACCCAUCUCGAAUGCUGUGGUUGAACGGAUGUUCUCCACAAUGGCGAGAAUGAAACCACACCUACGCAACAGAAUGUCAUGA